Molecule: messenger RNA, 4260 nt
Organism: Wasmannia auropunctata (little fire ant)
Lineage: Eukaryota; Metazoa; Arthropoda; Insecta; Hymenoptera; Formicidae
Product: protein sickie-like
Exons: 13
Coding region: 1-4260 (1419 amino acids)
Biological process (GO): neurogenesis; nervous system development
Source: RefSeq, a predicted model, not a curated record
AUGUUUGUGGGGAUCCGCGAAUAUAGGGACGAAGAGGGAAUACGAGGCACAGAGCUUCCCCGUGCUAAUUCGACGCACGUGCACGAGAAGACAGAGAAAAAAAGCCCGCAGGAGACGAUCGAAAUUGAAACAAGCUCUCGAUCGCCGUUCCCGUCAAUUAGAAGCCUGAUAUUAUCUUUGCAUAGAGGUCUGAAACACGGGAACGGUGGCGUGGGCAGCGCGAGCAGUUCUAGAAGCACUAGCCCGAGUCAACAACAACCGUCUCAGGGCGGUCUUUCGUUCAUUCCGCAACCUAGAAGUCAGAAUACGAAUCGACAACCCACGGCUACUACACCGAGCCCUCGAGCAUCUACAGUAGGCCGUCCUAAUGGAGGCCUGAGAUCGCAACAACAGGCUUUACCAUAUUCUGGAAAUACUGUCCCGGCACCUCAGCCAAAUAAGAAUUCCGUAUUGGACAAGUUUAAACUUUUCAAUAAUAAAGAUAAAAAUCAAGAGCGAGGAAAGACUUCGUCCGGAGUUUCAAAACGCACUUCCAGUUCUUCCGGAUUUUCUUCAGCUCGAUCUGAACAUUCAGACAGUUCAACUUCUUUAUGCGAUCAAAGCAAGACCCAAGCCCAGGAAUCGCCAAAGAGUCGUGCUUUGAAGUCAAAACUGCAAUCAGCUAAACCGGCAAAGCAGGCCAGUCCAAAGACGAGCAGAAAGGAGCAGAGUAAGGCCCAAAGUAAAAUUGCGCGCACAAGCAAAGGUCCGCCGAGCUCGGAAAAGCUGAUGACGCUGUAUAAUAAUCCGGUUGUGGAGCAAGAUAUUAAAAUUGCUGGUAAAGCCAUCGGCACUAAAUUACCGAGUGACAGGAAAACGCCGACUCUUCAAGAACUGGUGAAGCAACCGGUAGUGCAGCCUUCAAAACCGAACCCUUCCGCCCUGACGCCGCCUAGACAAAUUAAUCUUCAAGAUACUAAAAACGUAAACUUGAGGAACGAACUUCCGACGACGAAACUUUCGCCUAGACCCAAAUUGGAGCUUCCAGGCAAGAUACCGGACUCAAAAAUUUAUUUGCAAAAUGUGAAGCCACCGCCGAAUGGUUUGAACAAGGAUUUUAUGGUGCAGAAAGCUAUCCUAGGAAAUACCAACGGUAUUAUCAAGCCAUCCGAACCGGGAGAAAUGCUUGUUCACGAAAACGAUACUUUUAAUCGUACUCUAAGCAUGAACCAAGCGAACCUAUCAGAUGGCAAGGAUCUUAGAAUGAAGCAGAAAGAGCCAGAAGUUUUAGAAGCUAAUCACGAACAGCAAUCAGGAAUGGAAAGCUUUGAUUCACCUUCGAAGACUGGAGUAUCAAAUCAGGAGAAAGUUAUUUGUGAAGAAGAAGUAGAAUCUAUCAAUGUUUCCGAUAAACAAGAUUCUAUGUCGAAUCGCGUAGACUCAGUAGUUGACGAAAGGUUAACUAAUACUGAAGAUGGAUUAACGAGCAUAUCCGCGCAAAGCAAUCUAAAUUUCGGGUCUAAUAAACCGUUAGCAGGUUCGAACAGUCCUCUUCAUGGCCCGAAUCCAGCCGGGCUCAGUCCGGGUUCCAGCAUCCCGAAACCUACCGCUCUCGUGAAAGGCACAUCGAAACCGUCGAAAGAGAACAACACGGUCAAUGGUGUGCCAAUGCCGACAAAGCCGAAGAGCGGCGAUACUCUCCAUCGCAAACUUGAUCCCAACACAGUGGCAAUGGUGUCGCCGAUGCCGAGUAUUUCGGACCUUAUGUCUGAAAGCUCGCAUAGCAAUUCUAACAGCACCGGGCAGAGUAAUUCGAGCGACAGUAGUGUGAUUUACAGACCAAGCAGCGAAAGUGGCAGCGAGAUCAAGACGAUCCCUAACCGAAAGAUUGACACCACGUUUGAGCAGAUGGAAAAGGUGCUGUCGGAAAGCUCAACGUGCGGUGGUGCUCUAGCAGACGAUGAGGCCGAGAUGACUGUGAAACCCAUGCAACCUCUUCUACGCGGGUAUACACCCGCGGCCCGUGGCUUGCAGACUCUACCGAGCCGCACCACGGCCCGACAGUACACCGUUCUGCAUUCAUCAUCGCAUCAUCAUGUCGGUGGUCAUCACGACUACGCCGACGUAGACGUCGCUUCCGGUUACCUGAGCGACGGUGAAGUGCUACGCGGAGGUGGCAUGAGUGUUGGCAGCAGAACUCUUUCGGAUCUAUGCGACGGAUACAUGUCUGAGGGCGGCGCAUCCCUAUACGCUCGUAGAAUCAAUCCUUCCUAUGGACACGAUCACGACAGGUACGUGGGUGGUUCGCGGCGAGAGCUGUCGGGGGUGAAGGAACUGGUGACCUCGAGGCGGGUGCAGAAGAAUCGGCCGUCGGGGAUCGCGAGGUCGGAUGGCGGCUGCAUCGGGGGCGUCAGUCCGGGAAGCGGCGGCGGUGGCGGUGGUGGCGGCUGCAGCGGCGGGAACGACGCCUUGGCGGAGCUCACAAUCGAGGAGCUGGCUUCCAUUCCCGCCGGAAAUCACACCUCCGCCAAUCACACGGGACAUCCCUCUCAUCACAAGGUCAGCGAACUCACGAAUUCGGAAUCGAUAGCGCACGGUUUGAGCAUGAGGAGAGUUCCGGGUGGAGGGGGUGUGAUUGUGGGGGGUGGCGGAGGAUCGGCCACCCCCCAAGGGGCGCAGCAGGGUAGUCACAAUCUAGUGUACCGCGUGGUGGGCUCACGUGGGCAUUCCGGCGGUCACCAUCCGCACGUGAAAAAGUCCGACAGUUCUCAGCAAACUGAGAGCUCGGCCUUCAAGCACCAGCAGCACCAACAGCAUCAGCACCAGCAGCAUCAGCAGCAGCAACAGCAACAGCAGCAGCAGCAGCAGCAACAGGGCUCAAACAGCUCUAGCAGUACUAUCAGUUCCAACAGCCAGCAAUGGAAGAAGUAUAUCGAAGCGGGCGCCGCAAGAGAGAGAGACAAGGAGGGCGCACCACCCAGCCCUAGUCCUUCUAGAAGAUCGCAGGAUAAACAUCGGAAACAGACCAUGGCCGAAUAUGCGAAUGGCGAGAAACCGCAAAAAGUUUCAUCGGGCACAUCAACUGGCAACAGUAGCAAAGUUCGUGGGGUACCGCAAAGUUUUGGCUACGUUAAGAGGCAUAGUGCGGGCACCAGUUCGAGUCCCAACGGUGUCCAAAAUGGUAACAAAGAUGCCACCAGGACGGCGCAAGUUAGCGCUGUGCCGAGGACUAAGGUCAAAGUGUCCGGUGGCACGCAGACGUGCACUACAGAAUUGCAAGCAAAUUCCUCGGGAUCAAAUCAAGGUCAUCACUACAAAAGCUACAGCCUCACCGGUCCCAGUGCUAGUCAACUCUCACAAUCAGUUCGAGAUCGUCUCAUGCUGGGCUCACAGAGCCUGCCGAAACCCGGUAGUCCAGAAUUCACUGCUCUUUUUGCAUCUGCCCAUCAUCGCGAGAGAGGAGCUGGCGUUGGACCAGCGAGCACAUCAUUUUCGCCCCGGGUAUUGAAACCGUCUGACGGCAGUCUCAGCGACACAUGCAGUAAUUACGCUGCACCUGAUCUUCAGGGUUACUACGGCACACCCAACAGCCCCUAUACCACUUCAUGGAUGAGACACAGCAACACUUAUACGCCCAGUGGACGAUCUCAAGGAAUGGGUUUAUGCGAAGCGGAUAGCGUGGAAUCAUUGGGCUCGCAUCGCGCGAGCUUGACACAUGCUCGUCUCCUAAUGCAUCAGAGAGAUUCUACGGGAUCCCCGGCGCCGCCCAGACUAAACAGGAGUAACUCGAUCAGGUCCACUAAGAGCGAGAAGAUGUACCCGUCGAUGUUGGCUCGUGGAAGCGGCGCCUCGUCAUCGGUGGGCGAGGAGGUCGGGAUCGGCAUGGGAGUCGGAGUCGAGCCGUAUUACAGCGUUCCCGUAGGAUCGGCGGGAUGCACCGGCCAGCACUGGUCCCAGCCGACGUCGCCGACACCCACUCAUACUUCACGGCAGCCGCCAAACUUGUACCAGCACGUACACAAGGACGAUGACAUUCAUGGUUCUUCGGUAUCCUUGGUGUCUACCGCGAGUAGCCUUUACAGUUCGGCCGAGGAGAAGCAGGCACACGAAUUGAGAAAAUUGCGUCGUGAAUUACUGGACGCUCAGGAGAAGGUGCAUUCGUUAACCAGUCAGCUUUCCACAAACCGACUAAUUAACACGACCAGAUCUGUCACGGUCGCGAACGGGACACAUGAUGUAGUUAGCUAUGUGGAAACAGAGCAAAUUGGCGCAGAUGAUUAG